AUGCCAUCUACCUCUCCUCCAUCGCCAAAUCCCUGCACCGCGCUCCGACCUCCGACCCCAACCCUAACCCCCAGGCCUGCUCGCCCCAACGCGCUCCGCCAUAGCCAGGCCCUGCUGCUAGGGUUCCACGAGCAUCGACGACGAAACGCGCCCGUACUCGACGAGGCCCUGCUGCCACCACUCGGGCCCCGCUCGCAUCCGCGCUUGCCCGCCAACGCGAACACCCGCGAUCGCCCCGCGCCUGCGCCACGCCCCCUGUCACCCGCGCGCUCUCACGCGGGCCCGCCCCUCGCCCCACUGUUUUCCCAGCGUUUUCGACUGGCCAAUGUUGUCCUUUUUCCCUUGUAUACACACAUCGUCGUCGAGCCCCUCGCCUCGCGCCCUACCAUCCGCACCCUCCUCUUCCUCCCCCACCUCGCGGCGCCAUUAAGAUCUCGGCCUUCAUUCUCUUCACGCCCUCUCCCCCGCUGUCACAUCUCCUCUCGUCGCAUCGCAUCGACCUUCCUGCAGUCGUCGUCGUCCUCCGAGCCGGGAGAAGAAUCGGGGCCCUCUCUGCUGCUGGAUCGAUCGACUGAUGGCGCCAAUCACUGGCAGGCUGGCAGGCAGGCGGGCAGAGCCCGAGACACAGCGGGCGAACGAGCGACGGAACGAUGGAACGACGCUAGAUUCUUCCACCUACUCUUCGCAAUUCUUUUCUUCCACGAGUCCUGUCAGUGA
Molecule: messenger RNA, 717 nt
Organism: Marchantia polymorpha subsp. ruderalis
Lineage: Eukaryota; Viridiplantae; Streptophyta; Marchantiopsida; Marchantiales; Marchantiaceae
Source: the annotation of a GenBank genome assembly